Cervus elaphus (red deer) is the source of this 4682-nucleotide messenger RNA. RefSeq names its product outer dynein arm docking complex subunit 1 (gene ODAD1). The transcript has 15 exons. Gene Ontology annotation, biological process: cilium movement; outer dynein arm assembly. Gene Ontology annotation, cellular component: axoneme. Bases 1968 to 4154 code for a protein of 728 amino acids. Lineage: Eukaryota; Metazoa; Chordata; Mammalia; Artiodactyla; Cervidae. The record is from RefSeq and is a predicted model, not a curated record.
CACACCAAACACAUUUUUUCUUUUCCUCAUCAAACAUUUAUUGAACAUCUAUUAUGAACCAGGAGUUAAUAAUGAAGAAUACAGAUGUGAGCCCUGCUGUUCUUACAGAGCUUACCUUCUAGUUGAGCGAGAGAGAGAGAGAGAAUAACCCAUCAGCACAGAAGUAGUAGUGGUAGGGCUUUGAAGGAAAUGAAAUACAGUAACACUGCUAAUGAUGGGAAGCAGCUUUAAAAGGGUGAUCCAGCAAGGUUUCUCUAAGGAGAAACCUCAUUCUGAGAUGAGACUUGAAGACAGGAGUCAUUUGAAUGCUGGAGGGAGAGGAAGUACACAGCAUUUGAGAACAAGCUCAAGUUGUUUGGGGAGCAGACAGAAGGACCAGUGUGGCCAGAAUAUAGGGAACUAGAGGGAGUGGUAGGAAGGGAAUUCAAAGAGAGCCCUUGAAGCCUAGAGGAGGAGUUUGGAUUUUAUUCUAAGGGUAGUGGGGAACCACUGGAGGGUUUUAAACAGAAGUGCAGUACCAGGGACUUAAUGUUAUUAAUAACUAUUACUGUUAUCAUUAUUAUUUACUCUUAGAUACAAUAAGUGUGGGGAGUGAUCACCACUAUGUACCUGGGUCUCUAUGGAGGGUUGGGUGCUUGGUGAAAAGCAAGGGACAGGGAGCCAGGUGUCUGGGGUCCUGAUGUGGAAUUAAGAGCUGGAGGACUGAAAUCCUGGUCCCCACAAGGGAAAGGAACUGGAUGAUGGGAUGUCUGGGUAUCUGAGGGAGCCACAGCGAGAGGGAGGGAGAGUGGUUGGUUAUCUGGGCUCCCUGAGGGGGUGAGGGAGGGGCAGUUCAGUGACUGGGUGGGUACUCCUAACCCUAACCCGAAAGCUGUUAUCACUGACACAGGCUUUAUUCAUUAUCUGUGAUUUAGGGCAGGUUAUUAAUCUCCCUAUGCCUCAGUUUCUUCAUCGGUAAAAUAGGAAUAAUAAUAGUAAAUACCUCAAGGAGCAGUGCUUAGAGGACUGCCUGGCAUAGAGAAAGCACUGUUGUACGUGCAUGUUAUACCAGACACUGGGACACGGGAGAUGAGGUGUCUGGGAUUUGGAGAAGGGACAAAUGCUUGGGUCCAUUGGAUCCCAAGGCUAAAAAGUUGGGAGUACAAAAUGAAGGUCACUGGGGGUGGGUAAAAUAGUUACAUCUUUGAGAAGGACAGAGACUGGAGGUCUGAACUCAGUUCUCCAAGUUAGAAAGCCUGGGUCACUGGGGGAAAAAUGAGGUACUGGAGAUCGUUAAGUUCUUCAAGGAGGCAAAGGGGCUGGACCUGAGUCCUGGGAGGAGUCUGGGAACCAGGGGCUAUAGAGAUGGAAUUUGAGCGGGGGAGGUGGAGAACAGGAAGCUAGGACUCUGAAUCAAACUCCCAGAGUGGAAUUAGCGCCAGGUUGGAGUACCCUGGAGAUGUUCCGGGCAGGGGGUCCCCCAUGCUAAGGCCCUACAGAAGGGGGAGAAUUAGGGUACCCGAGGGCGGUGGUGGAAUCUUCUUCUGGGCCUCCAAAGCCACGAGCUGAGCGCCCGCGGGCCGCUUCCUCCCACAGGAAACCGCAGGCGUUGGGCACACCCAGCCUGCAAGGAGCGGCGCCCACAGACAGCAGGCUCUGUGAAAGCCCACGUGGGCAGCAGGCGGCAGUCAAAGGGGGGGGCGUGCCCUGCGGGGCUCGGGGGCGUGCCCGGAAAGCAGGGGCGGCACGGAGCGCCCUAGGCCCCGCCCACUUCCGCCUCUCAGAGCGCCGACAGCUCUGGCAGCUGAGGGUUUUGGCAGUCUCUCCUGAGGCCGUUGGUCGCGCAUGCGUAGUGAGCGGCUUCGCGGCCCUGAGGCGGUGGUAAGCGCUCCUCUCCCUCACAACCCCCGGCAUCGGCACCGCCUGCCUGCUAAUGAAGCCUCAAAAUAACGUGGUCUUAAUCAGCUUCAUCUUAAUCGGAGAAGGCAAUGGCACCCCACUCCAGUACUCUUGCCUGGAAAAUCCCAUGGAUGGAGGAGUCUGGAGCCUCACCCUCUUUGGCCAAGAUGCCUUUUGGACUCUCGGCUGGGAGCACUCGUUCCGAGGAUGGAAGUGAGGCCUUCUUGGAGGGAAUGGUAGACUGGGAGCUGAGCCGACUGCAGCGACAAUGCAAAGUGAUGGAAGAUGAAAGGCGAGCCUACAGCAAAGAAGUCCAUCAGCGCAUCAACAAGCAGCUUGAGGAGAUCCAGCGCCUGGAGGGCGUGCGACACAAACUGCGGGUGCAGAUCAGCAUUGCCCAGAGCCAGGUCAGGCGGCUGCGGGACAGCGAGAGGCUGGAGAACAUGGGUCACCUGCUCAAGUGCCAGGUCCGGGUGCAGGCUGAGGUCAAGGAGCUGCAGGCACAGAACCAAGCCCUGGACAGGCAGAUCCAGGAAUGGGAGAGCCGGAACUCUGCCCACAGCAAGAAUGCCAGGUCUCCAGGAUGCGUCCAGGAUCACAAGGUCAAGAGCCAGCGAAGGAUCAAGAGUCUCGAAAACCAGCUAGACAAGGUCAUCUGUCGCUUUGACAUCCAGCUGGCUCAGAACGCGACCUUGAGGGAGGAGCUAGAUCUCCUGCGGAUCGAGAGGAACCGCUAUCUGAACGUGGACCGAAAGCUCCAGAAGGAGAUCCAGCUCCUGAAGGACUCGGUCAGGAACCUCAUGGUCUCCUCCACCUCCGCCUACACUGUCAGGGAAGAGGCGAAGACCAAGUUAGGCAUGCUUCGGGAGAGAGCUGAGAAGGAGGUGGCCCAGAACGAGACGGAGGUGCAGAUCUUGCAGCGGCAGAUCGCGCACUUGGAGCAGCUGCACCGCUUUCUCAAUCUCAAGAACGGCGACCGGCAGCCGGAUUCCGCCAUCGUAGAGAAGCGCGAGCAGCGGGCCCAGGAGGUGGCCGAAGGCCUCCGGAAGACCUCCCAGGAGAAGUUGGUGCUGCGCUACGAGGACGCCCUGAAUAAACUGUCCCAGCUGACCGGGGAGACCGACCCGGACUUGCUGGUGGAAAAGUAUCUGGAGUUGGAGGAGCGGAACUUUGCGGAGUUCAACUUCAUCAAUGAACAGAACUCGGAGCUGGAGCACUUGCAGGAGGAGAUCAAGGAGAUGCAGGAGGCCUUGGUGAGCGGGCGCCGCAGCGAGGAGGACCGGCGAGCGCAGCAGGAGCAGCAGCGGGCCGAGUUGCAGCAGCGCGUGGACGAUGUGCACUCGGAGGCCGACGACCUGGAGGCCCGCUACCACAAUUUUCGCGGGCAGCUGGAGAAGCUCAAGACCAACAUCCAGCACCUCUUCACCAGGGUCCAGUGUGAUAGCACCAUCAUCAAUGAUCUCCUCGGGGUCAAGACCCACAUGAGAGACCGGGACAUCAGCCUUUUCCUGAGCCUCAUCGAGAAGCGACUGGUGCAGCUCCUGACGGUGCAGGCCUUCCUGGAAACGCAGAACAACACCUCCACCAGCAUGCUCAACGCUUCCCUCAUGGUGCUGGGCCAGAGCUCUGAGGAUUUUCCUAAGAAGGUGGCCCCGCCUCAGCCCCCAGACAACCUGGAGGACCCCCCAGGUUUUGAGGCCAAAGACGACUAUCCUUUGAGCAAGGAGGAGCUGCUGAGCUCUGUGGUGAAGGCGCUGGAGGCCCGGGAGCAGUCGAAGGAGCAGCACCUGAAGGAGCUGGUCGAGGGCAUCAAGGUGGAGAGCACCCCGAGCAUGAACUCCAGCACCCCGAAGGUCAGCUCCAGCUCGUGCCUGGUGACCCAGCGGCCCACUCAAGCCCCCGGGUCCAUCAUGAGCCACAAGACCAGCGGCAUCCUGGUGUCCAGCGGAGGCCGCGCCACCAGCUCCAACGUGGGCCACGUGACCUUCGGGGAGUCCAGCGCAGGCCACGUGACCUUCGGCUCCACCAGCGCCACCACGGGGGGACUGAUGUCCAGUCGAGGCUCCACCCCGGGCCGCGUGACCUUCCAAUCCCCCAACUCUAGCAGCUACCUGGGGUCCACUGGAUAUGUGGGGUCCAGCAGAGACCACGAGAGCUUUGAGGCGAGCAAAGGCCCUGGGUCAGAAUCGAGCGGAGGCCUCGGGUCCAGCCCCGGCCCUGCCUCCAGCACUGGCCAGGCCUCCACAACCAGCAAGGACUCCCGGAACAACUACUAGGGCACCCCGCCCCUGGCUCCUCGCAGGGCCUUCUCUGGGUCUCUGCCUCUUAGGACUCUCCAUCUUUCUCACCGAGCUCCGAGCUCCGGGAGAGCUGCUUGCACACCUGUCUCCAUCAACCCUUCCCUGUGUUUCUGUGUCUCUUCCUAUCGGCCCCUCCCUCAUCAGCCUCCUGGUCUCCCUCUCUGUUUCUGACCCGACCUUCCCUUUCGGUUGCCAGAUUUCCUGUUCUCUGGGUUUCCCAUUCCCUGUGUCCCAGUCUUGUCCCCAUGUCUGUCUUUUCACCUCUGCUCUGACCUCUCUGAUGAUCCCUUCCCCUCCUGUUUCAGCUUCCCCAUUUCUAACUCCCUCUCCUCACCUCCCUCUCCAGGCCCUCCUUGCAUCUCAUGUCCCUGCUUCUGUAGGUCCUUGUUCCUUGUUCCCCUCAAGAGUCCUAAGUACUGACUCGUGGGGGAAGAAUGGGGGCAAAGAUGUCAGGGCUGGCGUGAGCUGUGACCAUAGGAAAUAAAGGCCAGAGUUUGACUUUUA